Messenger RNA from Lolium perenne, 1795 nucleotides. RefSeq names its product glycerol-3-phosphate acyltransferase RAM2. The record is from RefSeq and is a predicted model, not a curated record. NCBI's taxonomy places the organism in Eukaryota, Viridiplantae, Streptophyta, Magnoliopsida, Poales, Poaceae. Gene Ontology annotation, biological process: cutin biosynthetic process. Gene Ontology annotation, cellular component: membrane. Gene Ontology annotation, molecular function: phosphatase activity; glycerol-3-phosphate 2-O-acyltransferase activity.
AGACAGGAAAACAUAACAAGAUACGACGCGGCUUGUUGUGUUCUUUAUCUUAGCACAGAGCAAGAAACUGUUAGGUAGUCAUGGGGGGCACCGAGACGAUGGCCCCGUCACCGUUCCCGACGGUGGACAAGUGCUCCUCCGCGGACCGGAGCGGCGACACGGUGGUGGCCGACCUGGACGGCACGCUCCUGUGCGGCCGCAGCUCCUUCCCGUACUUCGCGCACAUGGCCUUCGAGACGGGCGGCCUGCUCCGGCUCCUGCUGCUCAUCCUCCUCGCGCCGCCCGCGGGGCUCCUCUACUACUUCGUGUCCGAGUCGGCGGGCAUCCAGGUGCUCAUCUUCGCGUCCACGACCGGCGUCAAGAUCGCCGACGUCGAGGGCGUCGCGCGCGCCGUGCUACCCAAGUUCUACUGCUCCGACCUCCACCCGGAGUCGUGGCGCGUGUUCUCGUCGUGCGGGCGUCGGUUCGUGCUCACCGCCAACCCCAGGAUCAUGGUCGAGGCCUUCCUCAAGGAGUACGUCGGCGCCGACGCCGUGCUCGGCACGGAGCUCCUGGUCUGGGGCGACAGGGCCACCGGGCUCGUCCGCUCCCCCGGCGUGCUCGUCGGCGAGAACAAGGCCGACGCGCUCCGGAAGGCGUUCGGCGAUGCCACGCCCGAGAUCGGCCUCGGCGACAGGAAGACGGACUACCCGUUCAUGCGGCUGUGCAAGGAAGGGUACGUGGUGCCCCCGGCGCCGAAGCUGAGGCCCGUACCGCGGGAGGACCUGCCGAAGCCGGUGAUCUUCCACGACGGACGGAUCGUGCAGAAGCCGUCCCCGGCGCUCGCGCUGCUCACCGUGCUCUGGAUCCCCAUCGGGUUCGUGCUCUCCUGCCUCCGCAUCGCCGCGGGCUCGCUCCUGCCCAUGCGCAUUGUGUACCACGCCUUCAUGGCGCUCGGCGUGCGCGUCACCGUCAAGGGCAACCCGCCACCACCAGCAAGCCGUGAAACCGGCCAGACCGGUGUGCUAUUCAUCUGCUCCCAUCGCACCCUCCUUGACCCCAUCUUCCUCUCCACCGCCCUCGGUCGGCCGAUCACCGCAGUCACCUACUCGGUUUCACGGCUGUCCGAGCUCCUGUCGCCGAUCCGCACGGUGCGGCUGACCCGUGACCGCGCGGCGGACGCGGCCAUGAUCCGGCGGCUGCUCCAGGAGGGCGACCUGGUGAUCUGUCCCGAGGGCACGACGUGCCGGGAGCCGUUCCUGCUACGGUUCUCGGCGCUGUUCGCGGAGCUUACUGACGAGAUCGUGCCGGUGGCGAUGGAGAACCAGAUGAGCAUGUUCCACGGCACGACGGCGCGGGGGUGGAAGGGGCUCGACCCCUUCUACUUCUUCAUGAACCCGAGCCCGGGCUACGUGGUGACUUUCCUCAACAAGCUCCCCCAUGAGCUCACAUGCAAGGGCGGCAAGACCAGCCACGAGGUGGCCAACUAUAUUCAGAGACUCAUCGCCUCCACGCUCUCCUAUGAGUGCACCAGCUUCACCAGGAAGGACAAGUACAAGGCACUCGCGGGCAACGACGGUUCUGUCGUCUCCAAGCCCAACAUCGACAAGAAAAAGUUCAUGGGUUCCUAAGAAAGCAUGAAGGCUAAUUAAAAAUAGAUCACUCACUGAUUAAAAUGCAUACUGUAUAAUAGCUAGGGGACAAAUCCUAUGCCUCCUAUUUCGACCGUUGAUCUGAUACUCUGAUGUGUGAUGUUGUAAUGUAAUAUUUAUUUUUGUUGUGUGAAUUCAUCAUGAGAUCACUCAUUUUUAGAGAA